This is a messenger RNA of Ostertagia ostertagi, 522 nucleotides long. The record is from the annotation of a GenBank genome assembly. Lineage: Eukaryota; Metazoa; Nematoda; Chromadorea; Rhabditida; Trichostrongylidae.
AUGUUUCAGCCUGGUUCUCGAAAACCUGAUGAUUCCGGUGAGGUGCAAACCCACCCAGUUGGAUCCGUCACGUCAGAAACUGGCAAUGCUCGUACUGCACGAACAGUUCGAACCCCUCAUAUAAGAAGCAGGCAGGAUGCCUUGCUUGAAGAGAACCGUCGCCCCCACCCGUUAGUCGGAGAGUAUGCUACCCCAGCACGUCAUUUCAAUGGGAGCGGUGACCGUUCUGGUCAUGGUGGUUAUACUCCGAUGAGAUCUCCCUCUCAGUACGAGGAUGGAACGUGUCGAACACCGCGACAAGAUGAUGACGAGGAGGAAAACUUACCUGCGUACCGCCGUAGUCAAAAUGUUCCGAGCAAUAAUGCGAAUAGGCAGUCGUCAUCAAGUAAUUCCCCUUUGAACUACGCUGCGUCGCGUUCCUGUAGUGAUCAGGAAAAUGUUGCUCCACCAUCUAAUCCAACUCCACCACAGCAACCACAGCAAGUCUUCACACUACCUCCUCCUAAUCCGCAGUUUCCUGCG